This is a messenger RNA of Colletotrichum truncatum, 2775 nucleotides long. Its product is annotated as autophagy protein Apg9. NCBI's taxonomy places the organism in Eukaryota, Fungi, Ascomycota, Sordariomycetes, Glomerellales, Glomerellaceae. Gene Ontology annotation, cellular component: phagophore assembly site; autophagosome. The record is from RefSeq and is a predicted model, not a curated record. Gene Ontology annotation, biological process: nucleophagy; autophagy of mitochondrion; protein localization to phagophore assembly site.
AUGACUUCCAAUAUCUUUUCUAGGCUGGGUCAGCCAACAAGAGGCUCCAGAUCCUCGUACGAAGCAUUAAGAGGCGGGCGUGACAGCGACCCGGAUAUCGAAGAACAGGCUGGACUCGAUGUCGACGAGGAAAAUCUAAAAGAGCAUUUUCAAGACUACGAUCUGGAUCAAGUACGAGGCAUCGCCGCCGAUGAUAGUCAUGCUACUCUCGAGAGCAAUCCCAACCUUUUCAAAAGUCCCCGAGAGGCCAGCGGACAAGGUUCACAACGCACGAGAGCCCGACGGGAUCCGGGGGCGAGGUGGCACCGCCAGGAAGAUGAUGCCGAUAACGAUGUUCCUGCUUCCCUUCUUGUUGAACCGCACGAUGUGGAAGGCGAUGUAAAGGCGGCAACCCGUAAAAAGCAGCUUCUUUACCCGGCGAGGCCAGCUGCCAUUCCUGGCCCCUCCACUCGACGAACUUUUGCUCAGUGGGAGACGACGCAAGCACAACAAAGGUUACAUCCGGCUGAUAGCAUCAAACCGAUUAGGCCGCAUACAAAACGACUCUCUCGAGGCCUUGUUGCAAACAACGAGAAAGAAAAGGCACUUUGGAGAUGGGUUAACAUCUCAAACUUAGACUUCUUCAUCCAAGACGUUUAUUACUACUACAGAGGUAGUGGAUUUUGGUGCAUAGUUUGUGCUCGAGCACUGCACCUGUUGGAAUCGGCCUUCUUUGCCGUAUUUCUGACGUUCAUGACACAGUGUGUUGACUACUCUCUGAUCUCUGACAAGAACAAGAAGUCUCUGGGUGAAGUUGUGAUUCCCCAGUGUACUAGAAAAAUGUCCUUUAUUUGGAAUAUGGGCCUGUGGUUAUACGUCUUCUACUUCAUCUGGAAGGCAGUUCAGUUCACCGUUGACCUACGGCGACUGUAUAGUAUGCGCAACUUUUACACGCAUCUGCUUGAGAUACCUGAAGAAGACAUGCAGACAGUCUCUUGGCAGGACAUCGUUGGCCAGGUUAUGUCGCUCAGAGACGCAAAUCCAAAGACCGCCAUCAACAUCACACCGUCGCAACGGAAAUGGCUCCGUAAUCAGUCAAAGGAGCGACUUGAUGCACACGAUAUCGCCAAUCGUCUCAUGAGAAGGGAGAAUUACCUCAUAGCCAUGAUGAACAAGGACGUGGUCGAUCUGACUCUGCCCAUUCCAUUCAUGCGGAAGCACCUUUUUUUCUCGCGAAGCCUCGAGUGGAACUUACACUUUAGCAUUCUGAGCUUUGUCUUUGAUGAGAACAAUCAAGUCAACCAGGAAUUUCUCAAAGCAGACCGUCGAGGUCAGCUGAGCGCAAUGCUAAAAACACGGCUUAUGUUUGCCGGCAUAAUCAAUUUGUUGAUUGGGCCUUUUGUUGUUGCCUACCUUAUACUUGUGCAUGCUUUGACGUAUUACAAUGAGUACCAAAAGGACCCCUCAACCUUCAGCCAUAGGAGAUACACGCCACUGGCCGAAUGGAAAUUCAGAGAGUUUAACGAGCUUCCGCAUCUUUUUCAAGAGCGACUAAACAUGUCUUACCCAUUUGCCAGCUUAUAUAUUGACCAGUUUCCGAAGAAGCUGACCGAGCAGUUUGCUCGGUCAGUUACAUUUAUUGCUGGAGCCGUCACAUCUGUUUUGGCUGUCGCAUCGUUCCUUGAACCCGAGCAUUUCUUGGGAUUUGAUCUCCUGUUCGGCAAGUCAGCACUGUUUUAUAUAGGAAUCUUUGCUGCGACCUGGGCAGCAGCCAGAGGCAUGAUUUCCGAAGAAACUACCGUUUUCAACCCAGAGUACGCCCUGCGUAGCGUUAUCGAUUACAUACGUUACAUGCCAGACCAUUGGCAGGGCCGAUUGCAUACAGCUGAAGUAAAACGUGAAUUCUCGGAAUUGUAUAAGCUCAAGAUCUUAAUUCUCGUGGAGGAGAUAGUCGGCAUUCUCACGGCCUCUCUCGUGCUCAUCUUCUCGGCUCCAAAAUGCAGCGACCAAAUCAUUGAUUUCUUCAGAGAAUUUACGAUUCACGUGGAUGGAGUUGGCUAUGUCUGCUCCUUCGCCGUAUUCGACUUCAAAAAGGGCGCAGGCAAGGCCAAGCAACAGGCAGCCAAUGGAGACGUCCGCGAAGACUACUAUACGACGAAGCAUGGCAAAAUGGCGGCAUCUUAUUACGGAUUCCUGGACAACUAUGUGGUCAACCCCAGAACAGGUAUGCCAGGUCAUCUACCCCCCGGAAGUCGACAUACAUUUCAUCCACCGCCGGCAUUCCCUGGGCUUAACUCGCCAGCCCUGGCGGCCGACAUGCUGAGCUCCAGAGCUGGCCGGCAUGACCUCGCGAGAAGUCGUGCCUUCGGAGGCGGGUUUGGGCAACAGACCCGAACGCCACGGUUCGGGCCCUCUAUGACAGCUCCAUCGCCGAUGGCGUCGAUGUUACUUGACCCACAUCACCAACCGCCGGCAACAGGGUUCGGCGUCCGAAGCACUCAUCGGAGCCGAGGGGGCCGGAGCGGACACCAAGGUGAGGGCAUCAUUGAGGAGUCGACGGAAGACGGGCUGAGAACGGCAGAGCGCUUAGGUUCGCAAGGACUGUUUGAAGAUGAAGUAUUUGAGGGAUCAGGGCCUCUGGGAGAGUCCGUAUGGGAGACGUCACCUCCCAAAGGGCUCAGUCGGGAGAGCAGUGCUACGGAAGACACAGGGGGACAGGAUGCAGGGGUAUUGGGGUUGAUCUACCAGUUCCAACAAGCGCAUCGCAAUAACCGACAAGGCGGAGGAGUACUGUAA